AUGGAUAUCCAGGCCUGUGUUCAGCUGGUGAAUGAGUACCGCCCCGACGAGGAGGUCCCCCCGGUGCUUCACGAGGCCGUCACGCGCCUCACCGCCGCCCUCGCCGACCCCACGCCACUCGCCGACGGACUUCGGCCGCUUGUGAAGGCCCUCGCCACCGCCGCCCCGCAUCUCCCAGAGAGAUGGAACGAUAUUUUACACGCACUGCGUGGAGUGCUGGAGAGCCACAAGGUCCCUUGGCUACACCGCGCAUUCGUCUUGAAAACACUACCAGCCAUGCUUGUCGAUGUGCCGACAGCGCAGCAGAAGGAAUAUGGUGAGGCACUCUGUGAACUCCUGGUACAUUGGUCAGUGGUGUCACCAUCGUCCACAUCCAACACAGAGUCAUGCGGUGUAGAAGACGCACAGGAUGAAUCAACAGAGCGUCCUAAUCCACAGGAAAGACGUGUGGCACUCACUGCACUUCUCACUCUUCCACAGGAAUAUGCCGCCUCCAUCGUGCAGCAGUUAAUAGCCAAACUUCCACAAUCAGUAACAACAUGUACAGCUCUUUUAUCAAAUCCAUCUGCAAAUGAAGAGUUGAAAAAAGAAUUUGAGGAUUGGCUUUGUAGCCAAUCCGCUUCAUCACAGGCCUCUUGUGCAGCAGAAGUUGAAAAAAAACUUAAGGAAUACUUUCCAGGUUAUGGUGCGGCAAAGUGUAAACAUUGUUGUGAUUCACUAAUUUCACGGGAACGAUUGAAAAGUAUGGAUGACCUUAACGCCUUCCAGGCAGAUCUUCGGGCAUUGGAAGAUGUGGAUGCGGCGCAUCGUAGCAUCAUCAAAACUCGACUCUCUUUAGCUUUUCUUUUGAUGAGGGCCACCGAAGUAGUUAACCUCGUUUAUUCACAUCAAGGGGAGCAACAACAACAUUCUCAUUUAACAAUAAACUUAGAAGAAUCAGUUCUGCCAUUAUCUGUACUUCGUUCUAUUGUUCAACUCACCGAUUUCGCAUCUGUAACACCUGACAGUGUGAAUACUCCUGAAAUAAGGAGUUUAGCGGCUUCUUUAUUAAUUAUUGACUCUGCAGAUGCUGCAUUGGAUGCUCCUCUACCUCUUGUGGAAUGUGUGUUCCAUAUUCUUUUGCGCUCUUUACCUUGUGUACCUGCAUCAGAUGAGGGAAUGCGAUCUCUACUACAGGAUAUUAUCCGUGUUUCGGAGAUACUUCUCCCUGUUAUGGAUAAUGCGGUACUAAAGAUCCAGUCAGCCAUUCCUCUUCUUCAUGAGCAGCGGCAACAGAAGUCUAACGGUAAAACAAACACUGAAGUAGUAGCUGAAGAAGAUCAGGAACAGUUUAAACAAUCUUUGGAGGCACGACGGCAGUCGGCCCUUUCGGCGUUGCGGGUAGCACAAACAAUGGCUCAUCUGUGUUCAAUUUGCAAAAAGAAAUGUCUUAUUCAAACAGAGCAACAACGUCAAGAAGAGGUGGAAAAUGAAAAAGAAAAAGAAGAAAAAGAAAGGCUUCAUUUGAAAAUGAUUGCAGAAGGACUGGCUUCAGGAGCCCGUGGCGUUGCUCUAUCAUGGACGAAAGAGAGGGAACGAAUGCUUCGUCUUGAUGUAACUUCAAGACCUCAGGUACGCCAAUUAGUAACAAGUACGACAGGAAACAGAAGGGAGAUGUACCAACAUCAACAUCAACAUCAACGCCCACAUUAUCCUCGUCAAGGUGAUAAGAAUGUUAAUCAUCGUCCUCCCAAACGACGUCGUCGUGACGUAAAUCUAAUGUAG
Trypanosoma theileri is the source of this 1764-nucleotide messenger RNA. RefSeq lists its product as uncharacterized. Lineage: Eukaryota; Euglenozoa; Kinetoplastea; Trypanosomatida; Trypanosomatidae. The transcript has a single exon. Bases 1 to 1764 code for a protein of 587 amino acids. The record is from RefSeq and is a predicted model, not a curated record.